Molecule: messenger RNA, 2184 nt
Organism: Medicago truncatula (barrel medic)
Lineage: Eukaryota; Viridiplantae; Streptophyta; Magnoliopsida; Fabales; Fabaceae
Product: C-type lectin receptor-like tyrosine-protein kinase At1g52310
Exons: 5
Coding region: 134-1789 (551 amino acids)
Biological process (GO): protein phosphorylation
Molecular function (GO): ATP binding; protein tyrosine kinase activity
Source: RefSeq, a predicted model, not a curated record
UGUACAAUUUGAACAAUAAAUUCAGUUGCAGCAACACACCACCGUAUAAGUUGAGAAAUGAAGAAGCAAUUAAAUUCUCACUGUCUCUUUUUUCUCGCACCUUCUCGUCACGCGAUAUUUUAAGCUUUUCGCUAUGGAAAUCAAUCCCAUGCUUUUGCAAUUCUUUCUCCUUCUCUUACCUUUGUUCGCUGUUCCUGGAAUCACUUCCAAUGCGACACUUAAUGAGACUUGUGGUUACUUUGAUGGUUCAUUCAAUAGAGAUACUAAAGCACCAUGCCCAAAUGGUUGGGUUAUGGACCCUAAUAAGACCAAGUGCUUUCUCCAUGUUGGGAGGCCUCAAUCAUGGAAUGACUCAGAGACAUGUUGUAAUAAAUAUGGUGGGCAUUUAGCAUCAUUGGCAUCACUUCAGGAGUUACAUUUUGCUCAAAGUCUAUGUGGUGAAUCCAUAAAUAGUUGCUGGAUUGGUGGAAGAAGACUCAACAACACUAUAUCGGGUUUUCAGUGGACAUGGUCUGAUGAUUCACAAUGGAAUAAGUCCUUAUUUCCUUUGGCUAAUGUUCCACUUAAUUGUACUGGAACUGGACAAUCCUGUCUUAGGAACAUUACAGAGUAUUUAUGUGCAGUAAUGUCUAAUAAUUCAAAAUCUCUCUUAAGCGAGAGAUGUGAUAAUCCUCAUGCCUCUCUAUGUAUACUUGACUUAGAUACAAAAUGUAAUCAUAUGCACUGCCAUAGGGAAUACCUUAUCAUCCUUGCAGUGGUAAGUGGAUUGAUACUCUUGACAACAUUAGCAGUAGUUGUCUGGCUUCUUGUAUAUAAACAGGGCAAGAAGAGAAGACGAUCUAGAAAACUAACUGAUCCUGCCGCUACACUUCCAUCAUGGAAAAUCUUUACAAAAGAGGAACUCAGGUCAAUCACGAAAAAUUUCAGUGAAGGAAACCGUCUUGUUGGAGAUGCCAAGACUGGUGGUACGUACAGUGGGGUCCAACCAGAUGGCUCAAAAGUUGCUGUUAAGAGAUUAAAAAGGGCAAGCUUUAAGAGGAAAAAGGAGUUCUAUUCUGAAAUUGGUAGGGUUGCAAGGCUUCGACAUCCAAAUCUGGUGGUUGUGAUGGGAUGCUGCUAUGACCAUGGUGACCGCUACAUUGUUUAUGAGUUUGUAGCUAAUGGGCCCUUGGAUAAAUGGCUACAUCACAUACCAAGGGGAGGUCGCAGCUUAGAUUGGGCUAUGAGGAUGAAAAUUGCAACGACGCUUGCUCAAGGAAUAGCGUUUCUGCAUGACAAAGUUAAGCCACAAGUUGUUCAUCGAGAUAUUCGAGCUAGUAAUGUGCUGCUGGACGAGGAGUUUGGAGCGCACCUUAUGGGUGUUGGCUUGUCCAAAUUUGUGCCAUAUGAAGCGAUGCAUGAGAGGACUGUGAUGGCAGGGGGAACUUAUGGAUAUCUUGCUCCAGAGUUUGUGUACAGAAACGAGCUUACAACAAAGAGUGACGUUUAUAGUUUUGGUGUCCUACUACUUGAAAUAGUUAGUGGACGUAGACCAGCACAAGCAGUUGAUUCUGUGGGUUGGCAGAGUAUAUUUGAAUGGGCUACACCUCUUGUUCAAGCUCAUCGCUACCCUGAACUCUUGGAUCCUUAUAUAUCUUCUUCAUCUACUAGUAUCAUACCAGAGACUAGUACUAUCCAGAAGGUGGUUGACCUUGUCUAUUCAUGCACGCAGCAUGUCCCUUCUAUGCGCCCUAGAAUGUCACACGUUGUUCAUCAGCUGCAACAGUUUACCCAGCCACCUUCAAAAUAAAGCUAAUUUAGUUGUCAUGACUGAAGUUUUAAAAUUGCAGUCGCCGUUGUGGUUAUCUCACAAUCCUCGAGAUUAAAAGAUUGUAGACAAGUUUGGCUGAUAAUGCUGCAAUUGUAGUUCGUACAUGUCUUCAAAUCUCGACUUUGUGGUCCGUAGAGUUUAAUUUAGAACCUUGGUCUAGAAUUCAAGUUUUUGUAUCCCUAACUUCAUAGUUGACAAAGUUUGUUCUUAAUGUAAUAGAUAAACAUAUACUUUAACAUGCCCUUCAUUAGGGUUGAAAUUAGAUUUGCUUAAUUAUUAAGUGGCAAUAGCUAGGAUUAGAUUGGGAAAAUUCUGAUGAACAUACAUGUAUUGUAAUUGUGCUGAGGUGGAAUUUUUACUAGAAUUGUGUGUGA